UUGGCCUCAGUUGCCAAAGUUCUUUUGCGCCGUGCGAUCGACGAUCUCUCUCGUGCGGAUACUUCUGAAAAUGGUCCACAUUUUCUAACUACCAAAUUCGAAAACGUUUGAAAAACAGGCGCUGCAAUAUGUGUGCAAAUUUGCUUUGGUUGGGCCUGAUUGCCUUUGCGGUUUUGGCAAAAAGUGGCGACUCCUUGGCGACCAAACGCUACUUCGGAGUGGGCGAACGGGUGAAUGGGGACCAGCUCCUGGUCAAGGAUGUGCUCCAUUCCCGUCCAGCCAGCGGCGGCGAGCUGCCCGGAAUGACUUUCACCUACGAGGUUCUGGAGCCAAUCACCUGCAUCGAAAUUCUAUCGGACGAAAACAUUUCGGCGGAGGUGAAAUUCAGCUUGGUGAAUCGCCUCAUCGUGGGCAUAAUCCAAUUGGCUGCCACCAAUCAAAGCGUUGACCCUGCCACUCCCGAGGAAGCCACUAUUCCACCAACCACCGAAUUCGAUGUGACCAUCAUGGUGUUUGGCCUAAAUGAUACCUCUUCGCAUUUUGAUCCCGCUCUUUUCAUCCAUCGCGAUCAGCAGUUUCAGGGCGAGAUGGAGCCCUACGAGGAAAUCUUCCCAGAACCGGAUCAAUUCGUCGAGGUAUUUGACAACAACAGACGAGAUGCUCUGGAGAUCGACGAGGAAUAUGACAAUCUGUCCGAGGAGGACAUCGAGAGCUUCACGGAAGGUCCUUUCGUAACUGAUUACUUCGAUAGGCCAGACAAGUACAUUGAAGUUGGCAAGAGGCAGGCGGGAGAUGAACUUCUUUACAAUUGCUAUCAGACAUCGCCGGAUGAUUCGGAAACGCCAACCAACCACUCGGUGGUUUUCUACUACAUCGACAAUAAUUCAAUAACAUACGUAAGGUUUUCUAUACUGGAUCACUAUGCCAAUAGAAAUAUCUCAGACGCCGAUUACAAAGCGCCCCAGGCGGAGUACAGUCACUAUACGAGUGGCACCCUGAAGGCGGUGAUUACGGAUUUCGAUUCAAAAAGCCUCUUCGUCCAGAUGUACGUCUACGGAUAUCGAGGCCGUACGGCGCCUGAGAGCUAUGAGCCUUUCCUGCCGCCGCCACUGUGGCAAAAGGCAAUCCUGGAGUCCCGGACCAAGAGCAAUGCCACUCCGCAUCUGACGCCGCUGCAGACGCUGCAGUUGCUGCUGCUGACCGGCCAGAGGACAACUCCGCCGCCGGAAGCCUACAACGGCAGCGUGGAGGCGAAGGAGGAGCAGCGAAGCAUUCGGCCGGAGGAGAUGAUGUUCGAGCGGAUCAAGGAUGAGAGUGAGAGUGAGAAGAAUUCGGCACUGCGCCAGAUGAACCAGAGCAUGGGAAUGAGCGCACUGCUAGGUCUGCUCUUCCUGAUCCUGCACAACUAGGUAGCCGAGCCGGGGGGAAUCAUUAGUUAAUCCAUGGAAAGCUUUAUGAGUAGUCUUUAGUCCAACAUUCUGUCUAUUGUAUUUUACGAAAUAAACUUUUUGCCUAAGCCAAGGCACACACACA
This is a messenger RNA of Drosophila santomea, 1533 nucleotides long. RefSeq lists its product as uncharacterized. NCBI's taxonomy places the organism in Eukaryota, Metazoa, Arthropoda, Insecta, Diptera, Drosophilidae. The transcript is spliced from 4 exons. Bases 129 to 1409 code for a protein of 426 amino acids. The record is from RefSeq and is a predicted model, not a curated record.